Messenger RNA from Plasmodium adleri (nom. inval.), 4278 nucleotides. Its product is annotated as amino acid transporter, putative. The record is from RefSeq and is a predicted model, not a curated record. Gene Ontology annotation, biological process: sodium ion transmembrane transport. Gene Ontology annotation, cellular component: membrane. NCBI's taxonomy places the organism in Eukaryota, Apicomplexa, Aconoidasida, Haemosporida, Plasmodiidae. Bases 1 to 4278 code for a protein of 1425 amino acids. The transcript has a single exon.
AUGACUCAUCAUCAUCUUGAACUGGAAAAGAAAAUGAGGAAUAAAUUAGACCUACCCCAUAAUAAAGAAACCUUAGAUUUAAAAUUGUAUCUAUAUAAUAUAUGUCUAAAUUUUUCAAACACUGAUAUUUAUCAAGAGUAUAUAAACAGACUAAGUAUUAAUUCAUAUAAUAAUUGUGACUAUGAUCAUAUUAAAAGAAGUUGUUAUAUUUCCAAAAAGGAUUUUUUAAAAUAUUAUAAUUAUAAUUUUUAUGACAAUAAUUUUGAAUUAGAAACGAGUAACCACAUUGAUGACACCUCAUCUUCCUACGAUCUCAAUGAAACAAAAGAAUUGGAAGAAUUAAAUGAAUUUGCGAUUCAUAAAAUGAAAAAAAUAAAAGAACAAUUUGUAAAAAAUGAUAUUUCAAGAAAAGGAGAAAGUGAAAUAUGUAAAUGUCUAAAGAACAUAUCAUCAUUAAAGAAAAAAAGAAACAGAAAAAAUAAAAAUUCUUUAUCCAUUUCUUAUAAUAGUAACCAUUUCUUAUCGACAAUUAUUAAAAAAGAUAGUUCUCAUUUGUUUCCUACUUUGAUGGAACAAGAUAAAAAUAAAAAAUUUAUAUCCUUAUCACAUAUAGGCCAUAUAAAAAAUGAAAAGUCAAGAUAUCAUGAUGAAUAUCAUAUUACAUCAAAUUAUAUACCAUAUUAUUUUUUUAUCAGAAAAAAUAAAAAAUUCUGUAAAAUAUAUAACGAAUCGAAAGAACAUUCCUCUAUUACUUGUCAUAUGGAUGAUUUUUUUUUAAACUGUCAAAGUAUAAAUAGAAUGAAAUUAAAAAACUCUGGAAAUACUCAAUAUUUUUAUAUGUUACAGAAUAUAGAGGAAGCCCAAAAUGACCCAUCUGUAGAAAUGUAUUAUAAAUAUUUGGAUGAUCUUAUAAAAAAGAAGAGUAAUGGUAAUAUAUAUGAUGAUUAUUCGUUGUGUUCAAUGUUGCAUGAUACAAAAAGUGAUAAAAUUAAAAAAAAUGAUAAUAUUAAAAAAAAUGAAAAAAUAAAAAAAAAUGAUCAAAUUAAAAAAAAUGAUAAAAUUAAAAUAAACGAUAAAAUUGAAAAAAAUUAUAAUAUUAAAAAAAAUGAUCAAAUUAAAAAAAAUGAUCAAAUGAGUAAAUAUAAAUAUAUGUAUAAUAACACCAAUAUAAUAAAUACAAGUAAUGAUUCUAUUUAUGAAACAGAAAGGUCUAGUAAUAAUAUUAUUAAUAUUGGUGAAGGAAAUAUAUCAGGGAGUUAUAAUAUAGAUAUGGAAGUAGAUACCAAUUUAGAUAUAUAUGAUAAUAAAAAAAGUGUAAUAAAUAAAAUAAAUGAACGGAAUACAUUUAAUCAAAUAAAUAAAAAAGAUGUAAAAAGAUUAUGUUCGAUGGAAAUGGAUAUAUAUAUUAAAAGAAUGAUGUUAAAUGAAAAAAUAAAAACUAAUCAAGAAAGAAUUGAUAGUAGAAAUAAAUGGAAUGCAUUAUAUCAAUUUAUAUUUUCUUGUAUAGGUGCAUCGUUAAGUAUAUAUUUUUAUUUAGAUUUACCAUUAUUAAGAACAAAAUUAGAUUAUAUUUUAACAUGUAUGAUAAUUUUAUUUUCUUAUAUAUUUAUUGGGUUACCAAUACUUCAAGUUGAAUUAUCAUUAGGACAAUUAUCACAAUGUAGUAUAGUAAAUAGUUUAUGUUUUUUAAAAAAAAAAUUGAAAGGUAUAGGUCUUCUAUCUUUUAUAAUAUUAUUUUAUUUGCUAAUGAGAAAUAUGUCUAAUAGUAUAAGCACCAUUUUGAUUGUUGUAAAUUCGGUGUGGAGACCAUUACCUUGGGAUAUGAAACAAUGUGAAAAAAUAAAUAAUGAACAAAAUUGUUUAAGUGAUAUAAAUUGUAGGUGGAUAAAAUGGAACAAAAAAAAUGAACAUACAUUGUUUAAACAUCAAGAUAAUAUACAAUCUAAAUAUUUAUUAAAAAAUGAUAUAUCAGAUAAUUAUUUAUCACAAAAACAAUCAAAUGAUUAUUUAAAUAUAUUUAUUUAUAGUAAAAAAAGCGAAUAUGAACAAAAUAUUCCACAUUCUUGUGUCUCCAUAUCAAUUAUUCAAAUAAUACUUUUCUUUACAGAGAAUCUAUCGUUUGCAUGCAAAAUAAUAUCAUUAAUUGUUAUAAUAAUAUUGUUAUAUUUCUUAUUAAAAAUAGAAACAAUGUCUUUAAAUCAAAGUUUACAUUAUAUCCUAUCAAUCGUUUUCAUAACUGUUUUUUUACAAAUACUUAUAUUGUACUAUAUGUUAGAACCAAAAGGAUAUUCAGAAAAUCAAAAUGUAACAACAAAAUAUAAUAGAUGUAUAUUUUUUAGUAAGGAAUAUUUUCUAUAUAUUAAUUUUUAUUUAAUUAUCAAAAUAAUUUGUCUUGUCGUAUUUUCUAUUAAUUGUUCUACUGGAAUAAAUUAUAUUUUUGCUUCAUAUACAAAUAUAGGAGAUAAUAUGAUUAAGAAGUCUUAUUAUAUUAUAUUAGGUUCUUUUAUAGUAACCAUAACGUAUAUAACAUAUUAUUAUUUAUGUAUUUUACACAUAUAUAACAAUAAUAAUAAUAAUAGUAAUAGUAAUAUUAUUAGUAUUUAUGAUGAUGAAAAUAUAUUAAAUUUUAUUAUAGACUAUUAUAAUAUAUUCCCCAUAAAUAUUUCUCAUAUUGAAAAAGAAAAAAAUAGAAUCUUCUCAUUAUUAUUAAACAGUGUAAAAUAUCAUAAUAUACCUCAUCAUAUUAUUAUAUACCUCUUAGUUUUAUCAAAAUAUAUACCCUUUUCAAAUAUGAUGUGUUUUUUAUAUUUCCUAUCUUCUUUAUUAGUACUAUUAAUAACAUUAACUAUUCAUAUAAAAGUUAUAAUAAUCAUAUUGAAAGAAUGUAGAAUAUUUAGAAAGAUUAGUAAAAAAAGAUUUAUUAUAUAUAUAAUAAUAUUAUAUUUUUUUGCUAAUCUUUUAAAUCUAUUUUUCUUUACAUCAUAUAUUAGUUUUUUUUUAAAUUAUAACAUCAUAUAUAAUAUUUAUUUAUUAAUAGUCUUUUUUCAAAUGAUUUCUAUAACUUGGGUAUAUGGUUCAGAAUAUACAUCUAAAAAAAUUAAGCACAAAAAAAUAUAUUUUUAUUUUUCUAUUCAUUUUUUUUUAUCCAUAUUUUUAAUACCAAUAUUGAUAUAUCCAUAUUAUUAUAAUAUAUAUAAUAACAUAUAUAUCUUUUCUUCUAUUCUUAUAUUGAACAUAAUACAAUUUAUUUUGGUUCAUACAUAUUUCUUAUAUUCUAUAAAGUUACCUAAAAAAACAUUGAAGCAAAAAAUAAGUUAUUUGUAUAUAUUCAAUAUGAUAAUGUUAAAAAGAAAAUUAAAUAAUAUAUUCUAUGGAAAAUAUAGAAAAUAUGAUACAGAAAUAUAUUAUAAUAAAUAUAAUAAUAAUAAUAUUAAAAGGAAUAAAAUUUACAAAUUUCAUAUUCCUCAAAAACUUACAACAAUGUGGUGUUUUUUAUUAAAAUAUUUCAUAACAACUAUUUUUAUAUUUAUACUAAUAUCUAAUUUAUUACAUCAAGUGUAUGAAAAUAAUAAAUUAUAUAACAAAUUAAAACAAAAUAAUGAUAUCCAAAAUGAUAAGUCCAAAUAUUAUCUUAACAAUAUAAAUAAAUCAUAUAUAAAAUAUACUAAUGACGAUUUUUAUUAUUUAAGAAAAACAUUUGAUAAAAAUGAAAAAAUGGAAAAAAAGAAAUUCAAUCAAAAAAAUAAUAAUACUCAAAAUUUAUUAAAUAACAAUACAAUAAAUGAAUACCAUAAAAGGAAGGAUGGACAAAAUAAAGACAACUAUAUAUAUCAUCAUAUAUAUAUUAACACGCUUAUAUAUAUUAUUGUAACUAUUUUAUUUAUAAUAUUUCUUUUCUUGUUUUCUUUUUUUUCCUAUUUUAAACACAAGAAAUUCAAUAUAUUUAUUAACACACCAAAUAAGCUUUAUAAUAUAAAUGAUAUAGAAUAUAAAAAAAGGAAGCCAAUAAAUCUUUUAUAUACAAGAUCUAUUUUUUUUUUUGAAGAAAUAUUACCGGUUCAAUAUAUUAUGCCUUCAUACAUUUGGACACAUAUAAACAAACAUUUGAAAACAGAAAGUUUUAAACAAUCAUUAAAAAAGGAUUAUGAAAAUUGUGAAAACAUUAUAGACAAAAAAUUUCUUUUUUAUGAUAAAGCACAAUAUGAAAGUUAUAUUUUAGGUCUUAUAUGUCAAGGAUCAAGGCUUGACCAUUUCACACAAAAAAAUAAAAAUAAAUAA